Messenger RNA from Maniola jurtina (meadow brown), 2421 nucleotides. Its product is annotated as esterase E4-like. The transcript has a single exon. Lineage: Eukaryota; Metazoa; Arthropoda; Insecta; Lepidoptera; Nymphalidae. The record is from RefSeq and is a predicted model, not a curated record. Bases 122 to 1843 code for a protein of 573 amino acids.
UAAAGAAGGCCGUUGUUACACGUUACGCUUACGACCAUUCGAGAAAAAAUGGUAAACAUUAAAAUUGCGGGUAAAUUAAAUAGUGAUAAGACUUGAUUGUAGUGUGGUAGGUAAUGCAAAAAUGGUGGUUGAAAAAUCUGUAGUAAUUUUUUGUUUUCUACUUUAUAAUGUAAUAUCGUUUAAUGCAAAAGUAAAGGUUGAACAAGGAGUAAUAUUAGGAACUAAAGAAUUUACUGUAUUUAAUGAAAAACAAUACUAUGCGUUCUAUGGCGUACCCUACGCUCAAGCCCCAGUUGGAAAGCUAAGGUUUAAAGAUCCAAAACCUGUAAAGAAAUGGACACGGCCACUAGACGCAACUACCGAGUAUCGUGGUGCCUGUGCACAAGCUCAUAUUGUACAUAAACAUGGACAGUAUGGAUUCGAAAACUGUUUAUAUUUAAAUAUUUACACUCCAAAUUUACCUCAUCAAGAAAAGCAAACAUUAAAGGCAGUAAUCGUCUGGAUACACGGGUACGCUUUCACUUCUAGUUUCAGUCACAUACACGGAGGUGACUUUCUGAUUGAUAAUGAUGUUAUAGUCAUUUCUCUAACGCACAGGUUAGGUGCUUUAGGAUUUUUAAAACAUAAUAAAACAGAUUCCAAUGCCAAUAUGGGAAUUAAAGAUAUAGUCAUAGGUCUUAAAUGGAUCAAAAGAAAUAUUCGUUUCUUUAGUGGAGAUCAGAAGAAAAUAACUGUCAUGGGAAGUGGUUCUGCGAGCACUUUGCUAGCCUUAUUACUGGUGACCAAAUAUAGAAACUUAUUCACAAAAAUGAUUUUACAAAGUGGUUCAAUAUUUUCUCCGUCGAUAUUCCAAAAUGAUUAUGAAAUGGAGAAACAACGAUUAGAACAAGAAAUAAAGAAACUGGGUGUUAAAGAUUUGAACAGUGCUACAUCGAAAGAGAUUAUUCAAGCAUCUCAAAAGAUUUACAGUAGGAGAGAUGUAAUAAACUUUCAACGAUCUAUUGUCCCAUUUGGACCAAUAAUGGAGACAAAAUCGAACAAAUCGUUAUUAACGAUGGACAUGUACGACGAUAGGGCUUUAGAAAGCCUGAAUUUAAGUAAAAUACCCAUACUUAUAGGAUUCACAAGUCAGGAGGGCAUUUCUGAAGUAAUCCCUUUUAUUCACAACACCAACUAUUUGAAAUUAUUUCAUUCAUUUUUCAAGUUUAUGGUACCGUUCGAAGAUGGUUACAAAUAUGAAUACUCUUCUCGAGUAUAUAGACUCAUUUCAAAAGAAAUAAAAAGCUGGUACUUUCAACGUAGUGGUGUUACCGAGAAUUCAAUAGAUGACUUUUUAAAAUAUGUAUCAGACUUACAUAAAUAUCCGAUAUAUAAAUUCAUACAAUUAGUGCUAAGCUUAGGAAGUGAAAUAUAUGUUUACAAAUUUAACUAUCAGGGAAAAUUUAACGCGGUCAAAGCGACUUCUUUAGCUGGUUCUUACAUUAAAGUCAAAGGUGCAGCUCAAGGAGAUGAAAUAUGUUACAUUCUAAAGUGUGAUCCUCUUUGGGAGUCUUACGUAAAACUAAGAAAAAAUAAACAUAAUAAAGACAGAAUUUUUAUUGAAAAUAUUUCGCAAAUGUGGGCAAAUUUCGCCAAAAAAGGUAAACCGACCUCGAACAAAAAUUAUGGUAAUGUUACGUGGCGUCCGAUGACUUUAAAAGAGGAUAAUGUAUUCCUUUUCGCUAAACAUAACAAACUAAUCAAUUCUAAGCCCGAAAGAAAAAUGUUUUUAUUUUGGAAAAAAAUCUAUGAAAAAUAUUAUGAUCCGAAAAAGAGUCUAGGUCAAAAUAAAGAUGAGCUGUAAACUUUUAAAAAUAUUUGGCUGUAUUUUUGAGGCGUAAAUAUUAUGUAAAUAUUAGAUAUGUUAAUUAUUUAUCAUAUUAUUAUCUGCUUAUAAUUUGAGGAUAAAAUGUAUCAAGUUAAAGAGUGCUUUAUUACUGAGAUCAACUUGCACAGACCUUUUAAAUGUGUUAAGUUUUUUAACACUGUCCUUGUUUUGGAAACCUUGGAGAAACUUCCAAAGAAAAGAAUAUAUUAUAUAUAACAACCAAUCACAAAGGAAACUAUGUUUUCUAAUUGAAUUUCGAAUGUUUUUUGAAAACAUCUCUGAAAAUGGUUAACAUCCCACUCAGAUUUUUGCCUCCAUUACGUAUUACGUAACAGAGUGAGCGGUGUACUAACUUCUGUUCUCGGAUAGGAUAUCGACUGUUGAACACAUAGCACUCUUUUGCAUCAUGCAGUCGUGUAAAAAGUGACAGAAUUACAAAAUUUAACUGAAUUAGUUGAACGAGUUUUGUGCAAGUGGGUUUAUGUGUCCCGUUGUCAAUCGUUAAUGUUUGCUUUAUUUCUUGUUUUAAAACAAAACACAAUUUAAGUAAAGAC